AACUGUGUUAACAUCUUCCAUUCAAAAGAUGCAGUUUGCCAGAUCGAUAAACCAUCACAAAGACACGGUAUUUAGCCAGUUUGUAUCUCAGCUGCACAUGUCGUAGGGUCAUAUAGAACGUUAAGGGCAUUGUAGAAUACCAUUUGAUCGCGAGAUCAUCAUGUUGUGCACACUUCUUGUGGCUUGUUUCGCUGUACUUGGACCCUUGGCUCAAGCUUCCCAAUGUGGGCGGAGACCUUCAGGCGCCCGCGUUGUGGGUGGAGAAGAAGCGAAGCCCAAUUCGUGGCCAUGGCAACUGUCAUURCGUGUUUACGGACGUCACAACUGUGGAGCCUCUCUUGUUGAUCCUUACUGGGCUGUAACCGCUGCUCACUGUGUUGGAAAUUCAAACCCGGCUGUCUACUCCSUCCUGGCAGGUGCACAUGAUCGUUCMAGAGGAGGCACAGAGUACAAGAUCUCCAGGGUCAUCGUUCAUCCUUAUUAUGAUCGUAGAACCAUUACGAAUGAUGUCGCCUUGCUAAGACUAUCAAGUCCUGCUCAACUAAACAACAAAGUUGGACUUAUUUGUCUGCCAAGACAAGGUGAUAGGGUACCAGCGAGAAAGCAGUGCUGGAUGAYUGGUUGGGGACGCUUUAAUCCAAACCACAAUUCUUUAUCUCCUCGACUAAAACAAACCUUCGUCCCAAUCGCCGACCACCAGACAUGUCGCAGGGUUAAUGGUGGUUCAGUCAAGGAAAAAAGCAUGGUYUGUGCAGGUGGUAAAGGAACGAGUGUUUGUAAUGGUGACAGCGGUGGACCGUUAUCGUGCGAGGAGAAUGGUAGAUGGGUGUUGCGUGGUGCAGCAUCAUGGGUUACCAAUCGUAGAUGUCCUGGGAACACGUACUCUGUGUAUGCUAGAGUCAGCGAGUUUAUCACCUGGAUAAACCAGCAAAUGAAAGGAAAUGGCGGUGGCGGAGGAGGAGGUGGUGGCGGCGGCGGAGGAGGGUCAAGACCGUUGGCUGAAGCUCAAGAAGCUUCAUGUGGGCGAAGACCUUCAGGUGCCCGCGUUGUGGGUGGAGAAGAAGCAGUCCCCAACUCGUGGCCUUGGCAACUAUCAUUGCGUGUUUCUGGACAACAUAUUUGUGGAGCCUCUCUCGUAGAUCCUAACUGGGCUUUAACCGCUGGUCACUGCAUCCGAGAUAAUUCAAACCCAAAUGCUUACUCCCUUCUUGCAGGAGCUCACUAUCGUCAACGCGGCGGCACCGUGUACAGCAUAACCAGGAUCAUUGCUCAUCCUAAUUACGACAGAAAUGUAAUGAACGACGUUGCAUUGCUCAAACUAGCAAGACCCGUCCAACUAAACGACAAAGUCGGCCUUAUUUGUCUACCAAGUCAAAGUGAUAGGAUAUCACCAGGAAAGAAAUGCUGGAUGACUGGUUGGGGUCGUUAUGAUCCUAAUCACAACAGUGGCUCGCCCAAGCUUAAACAAACUUUCGUCCCGAUCGCCGACCACCAAACAUGUCGCAGGGUCAACGGCGGUUCAGUCAGGGAAAGUACGAUGGUCUGUGCAGGUGGUACAGGAACGAGUGUUUGUAAUGGUGACAGCGGUGGACCGUUAUCGUGYGAGGAGAAUGGUAGAUGGGUGUUACGUGGUGCAGCCUCGUGGGUAACUGAUAGGAAAUGUCCUGGAGACACGUACUCUGUGUACGCUAGGGUCAGCGAGUUUAUCAACUGGAUAAAMCAGCACGUCAAAGGGAUUCCGGAGCCAAGUGGACCGCCAAGCCCACCUCCCCCACAUACCCCUCCCUCACCAAACACACCAGCACCCCCUCGACCAACUACUUCGUCGCCAGGGGGUUGCAAAGAUUUAUGGGGCUCWAGUAGGUGUAAAAUCUAUGCCAGCUCUUGCUAUCAGUCAUUCGUCAAGAAAGCUUGCCAAAAAACAUGCCGCCUUUGUUAAAAUGGAUUCUGUGUAGUUAGACCAUAACAUUGCAUUUAUCGAAUAAAAAUGUCUGCAACACCAUAAA
Molecule: messenger RNA, 2006 nt
Organism: Exaiptasia diaphana
Lineage: Eukaryota; Metazoa; Cnidaria; Anthozoa; Actiniaria; Aiptasiidae
Product: transmembrane protease serine 9
Exons: 12
Coding region: 161-1939 (592 amino acids)
Biological process (GO): proteolysis
Molecular function (GO): serine-type endopeptidase activity
Source: RefSeq, a predicted model, not a curated record